Molecule: messenger RNA, 736 nt
Organism: Coniophora puteana RWD-64-598 SS2
Lineage: Eukaryota; Fungi; Basidiomycota; Agaricomycetes; Boletales; Coniophoraceae
Product: O-methyltransferase
Exons: 4
Coding region: 65-736 (223 amino acids)
Molecular function (GO): O-methyltransferase activity; S-adenosylmethionine-dependent methyltransferase activity
Source: RefSeq, a predicted model, not a curated record
GCCUACUUCUCACUCGCGACCUUCAGUUUUCUCUUCCGUCUAUUGCAAGACAACAUCGCGCAGCAUGUCUAGUACUCAAGCAGACUGGUCUCGCUCUGUCCAGUACCACAACUCCUUCCUCCUUCAGACCGAAGCCGACAAAGCAGUCGACGCGGCUAUCGCCCAUAGCGCGGAGUCCGGCCUGCCUGACUGGGCGGUGGCAAGGAAUGAGGGGAAAUUCUUGAAGCUCGUUGCUCGGAGUAUCGGAGCGAAGCGGAUAUUGGAGAUAGGUGCUUUGGGAGGGGUAUCCACAAUCUGGAUGGCACAAGCGUUGCCCGCAGAUGGUCGUAUCGUCACUCUCGAAUUGUCCAAACGUUGCGCAGAGGUAGCACAGAGGAACUACGAGCGUGCCGGAGUAGCGUCCAAGAUCAGAAUUAUGCUAGGAGACGCCGUCGAUACAUUAGCUGGCCUCGACGCUAGCGAGCCGUUCGACGUGGUCUUUAUCGAUGCCGACAAGACGAACAACCCUACGUACUACAAUGAAGCGAAGCGGCUUAUUCGCCAAGGAGGCGUUAUUAUCGUCGACAAUGCCAUCUACCAUGGAACUAUCGCGGACCCGAAGUAUAAAGACAGUGAAACGGUAGGCACGCGCGAGAUGCUGCGGUUGAUCAAGGAGGACAGCGAGGUGGACGCCACGACGAUAGGGACAGCAGGAGAGAAGGGGUUCGAUGGAUUCCUGUACGCUGUGAAACUCUAA